Messenger RNA from Heterocephalus glaber (naked mole-rat), 5424 nucleotides. It is a transcript of the gene Prkab2, whose product is annotated as protein kinase AMP-activated non-catalytic subunit beta 2. Gene Ontology annotation, molecular function: protein kinase binding. Lineage: Eukaryota; Metazoa; Chordata; Mammalia; Rodentia; Bathyergidae. Gene Ontology annotation, biological process: signal transduction. The record is from RefSeq and is a predicted model, not a curated record. Gene Ontology annotation, cellular component: nucleotide-activated protein kinase complex; nucleus; cytoplasm.
AGGCGGCGGCGGCGGCUAGAGAGGCGGGUUUCGCGCCGCGGGCCUUGUAUCCAUUUUAGGAGGAAACCCGGAUCGCCGGCUGCAGGCGCGGCUUCAAUCGAGACAACUUUAUUGGUGGCCUUGUCUGCAGACCAUCCGUGCCCGCGGCCCGGGAGGAGGGAGCGCGUCGUCUGAGCCGUCCCUGGCAGGUGGCCCCGACUCUAGCUGCAGCCAUGGGAAACACCGCCAGCGACCGCGUGUCCGGGGAGCGCCACGGCGCCAAGGCUGCGCGCGGCGAGGGUGCGGGCUGCCACGGCCCGGGCAAGGAGCACAAGAUCAUGGUGGGCAGCACCGACGACCCCAGCGUCUUCAGCCUGCCGGACUCCAAGCUACCUGGGGACAAAGACUUUGUGUCAUGGCAGCAGGAUUUGGACGACUCUGUAAAGCCCACACAGCAAGCCCGGCCCACUGUUAUCCGCUGGUCUGAAGGAGGCAAGGAGGUCUUCAUCUCUGGGUCCUUCAACAAUUGGAGCACCAAGAUUCCACUGAUUAAGAGCCAUAAUGACUUUGUUGCCAUCCUGGACCUCCCCGAGGGAGAGCACCAAUACAAAUUCUUUGUGGAUGGACAAUGGGUUCAUGAUCCAUCAGAGCCCGUGGUUACCAGUCAGCUUGGCACGAUUAACAAUUUGAUCCAUGUCAAGAAAUCUGAUUUUGAAGUAUUUGAUGCUUUAAAGCUAGAUUCUAUGGAAAGCUCUGAGACAUCAUGUCGAGACCUUUCCAGCUCACCUCCAGGGCCAUAUGGUCAAGAAAUGUAUGUGUUUCGAUCUGAGGAGAGAUUCAAAUCCCCACCCAUCCUUCCUCCUCACCUACUUCAAGUUAUUCUUAACAAGGACACUAAUAUUUCUUGUGACCCAGCCUUACUCCCUGAGCCCAACCACGUUAUGUUAAACCACCUCUAUGCAUUGUCCAUUAAGAUAAAGAAACUAAAGCUCAGAGAAGGUCAAAUUGCCAGACAGUGUGAUGGUCCUUAGUGCAACCCAUCGCUACAAGAAGAAAUAUGUCACCACACUGCUGUACAAGCCCAUCUGAAGCCAUUCUUCUUGCCUCUGAGGAUUCAGGAGAGGCCUCUUCCUUGCCUGUGGACUGAGCCAGUCUUCUCUGACACCGGAAGGGUGGUUUGCUUUGAGGCUGAUGUCUUUCAGAGCCUCUGAGUAGGAUGCUCUGCUUUUGCAUUUGAUUGCAGAUGAGAGCUUUAUGAGUUCAUGGAAUUUAUUUUAAGAAAAACACAUAUAUACAUGAGAGGAAGGUUGCUGGAAGCCUUCUAGCCCCCGCUAGAUGUAUUUUUUCUGCCUCUGGGUAUUUGCUAAGACCUGUUUGGGGGAGCUGCACGAAUGACUACAUAGGAAGCAUUCUUUCUUAACAUGAAAGAAUGGCAAACUCUUAGGAUCCUUGUUGGGUGACACUUCUACCACUGCUACCUUGGAUGUCCAAGGGAUGGACUUGUGCUAGACUGCUGCCCUACUUAGCGCUGUCUCAUUGCAGGGGUGGCUUUUCUCGCAUGGGUUCUCUUUAUUCCCACGUUAUGUGACACACAGCCUGUGUUUUUUAUUUGAUACCAGAUGCUCCAAAAGAACCCAUUUUCCCCUCAUUUCAGCUUCUUCCUUGUAAUAACCUUCAGUAACUGUACCUGACUCCUCUAAUACAAAACUCAUUGAAUAAGUAGCCCCUUUAGGCCUGACUAUCCCACACUAGAAGUUAGGGAUGCCAGAAGGUCUCUUUUUUUAGUCUGCUCUGGUCUUGGGCCAUGUUGUUAACUGCUUUUACUUCUACUAAAGGAAAGAAAUAUGACUCAGCGUUAUAUGGCAGAAUGCAGAUCCACUACUUGUUCUAAUUUGGUGCCACAACUUCAGCAGUAUGGCACGUUCCCAUAGGUUUUUCCACCUGGCCUGGCCCUGUUUCCAAAUCUCUUUCUCAGAGCAGACAGCUCUGUAAAUAGGCUUGGAAUCAGGGGACAUCUUCUGUGUCUUUCAUCCUUGAAAGAUUUUUGUGUGCCUGCAUUUUUCUUUAAUUAAAAAAAUGCCUUUCAUUGAUCUUAGGAAACUGUAUUGAAGAAUUUCAGGCUUUUAAAAAAUGUUGAUGAUUUUCUUUUCUAGUCUAGAGAUAUCUACAGUCUUACAUUAAGAUAGCCAGCCUUAUGUACAUCAUUACACUAGGCACUGCUGUAGAGAUUAGUCCAUUUAGGCUCAUAUGAUGUACGUAAUGGAUUCCAUUAACUUAAAGAUAGAUGUGUAAGGCCGUGACACAAAAAUAUAUCUCUGGUAUCUCUAACCAUGAAAAGUGUUACUCUUUGCACCAAAUGUUAACAAGAUCCUUUUUUUCUUUACACUCCUUUCUGAGAAAUGUGUUUGAUGAUGAAGAGCAUCACUGAUACCUGUUUAUAGACUGAAACGUAUCUAUUCAAUCCACCCUUGAUAUUCAGAGAUAAAACAUUUUCCCUCUAGUAUGUUGGCCCUUCCAUUUUGCAGAUAAAUGCAAGUCAAACAUUCAGCCUUUAAGGAAGCCAGACUGCUGGAUGGUUGAGAUAGCCCUUGAGUGCAGUGAAAGGGUACCAACAGGUUUAGGUAUUUCCUUACUGUCUUUCCCAAGCAGAGAUGGCAGCACAAUUGUCUUUGGGUGUGUGGACUUCUUUGAUGCCAGCUAUAAAGCAGUAAGGUGGCAGCUGUUUAUAGGGAAUGCAUUAAGUGCUUUGGUAAUUGUUCAUUGUUGAGAGUACAAAGUGAGUUAGCCAUCCAGAGUUACCUUCUGGAGAAUUUUCUGUGGUCUAAACCACUGUUUGAAUGGUGUGCUAUUUUUAAAAAUGCAGGGUAAAUCUUAGAACCAACUCUCAGGAUCCAGAUAGUUUUAAGUUUUAUUGGAAUUUUGUUUCUAUCUCAUACCUAUGGAAUAAUUAGGCCACCUUGGAAGAUUUAGAAUCAUAGUGAUUACAUGGAAGAUUUUCUUGUACUUGUUAUUUCUUGUCAAGAGUAUUGAAACAUAAUUGUAUGUGUACUAAAAUUUUUACUCCACACAGGUAUACCACUGCAGUGGGGCAGGAAAAAGGUCUCCAGUUUCUCUCAGGCCAGAGACUUCUGUGAAUCGGGUCUGGCUAUGCUGGUAGUAAGCGCUGGUGCUGGUGAUUUCAGAUCUGUCUAAUGUGGAAGUGUGCAGGGUCAGUUUCCGAAGUUCUCGCACUGUCAGCCUGCCAGCUGGUGUGGAAGGAGGUGGGUAAGAAGAACGGGGUCAUGACCCAUUCAGUGCUCGUCCCGAGAAGCCUCUCUUGGUGCGUCACGGGGACACUUCUGGAAGUGAGGAGGGAAGAGGGUGGCCCAAAGUGCAACUCACUCAUCCUCCUAUAUAUUGAUUAGUUGCAGGGGCAGCUUAUUUUCUGCAAAAAGAGUAUUUGUCAGAUUUUGAAAAUGAGUAACUUCAAUAUCACAUGAGCCCUAUAGUUUUUACUGUUAAUGAAAGAUUAUUUAUUUUAUUACUUUUUGUUGUUUUUUUUACUAUGAGAAUUUUGCAGAGCCAGCGUUUAAUAAAAAAAGAAAAUGGCCCUUAAGAAGGGCUGACCCAUGAACAACUGCAUUAUUCGGGUUUUAAGGAAAAGAAAGAAAAGUGCCUGAACUGAGGAGGGAGAGUGGGAAACUAAAGGCUUAAGUAACUCAGAACUGAAAAUAACCUUUUUUUAAAAAAAACUAAAAUCAGAAAUAACCUAAUGGUAUUCUUGGAUCUCAUUGUACAAAAUUUAGCAGUAGCUAGCACAUCUUCCUUUUGCCUACUGUCAUUCCUGUUUUCUGUACUUCCCUCUGUAUUUUCCUUUAACUUCAUCAGAGUUCAGUAGAGUUUAAGUCAGUCAUUACCUACGUAAGUUAGUUAUCUCACUGUCACAGAGAACUUCACACCUUGCUUACUAGCUAGCUUUAAGCUUCUACUUGAACGGGAUUUAAUCACUGCACACAGUACCCCUAGAGGGCAUACCUACCCUCAGUCAAUAAUCUUGGCUUUUUAAACAUACCCGAUAGAGAAACGGGGUAAAAUAAUUCAAGAGAAGUUUCUGAGAGGAUCCAACAAGCCAGGCCCACUUUCUUCCAAUUAUUUUGAGUCUCUUGAUCUAAUGUGUCUGAAAUAAAACACUUGAAGAUUGUCAGUACUCCAUGCAUGCUGCUAAAGUGAGAUUUGGAAAGAAGUGAUACCUCCAGAUGGGGUUUGUAUUAAUCUGGGGUAUAAAUAAAGGAGAAACAUGGAUGACAGAUUUCCCUGCUUUUAACUGGGGAAAUAAGGCUUUUAAAAUUUUGACUUCAACUGAAAAUGAUAUGCAAUAGUCUUAUGUUUGUAUGUGUUUAAAAUACAUUCUGUUCUCAGAGAUUUCUACAUCCUCACAUUCUAGUGAUUUGGAGCAUAAUCUUAAGAGCAAAUACAUAAUUUGUUUCUACAUUAUUUUGACUCAUCCUUAAAGCCAAGUUCUCGCUGCUGACUCAAGUUACCCAUGGGAUGGAAGACCUGGUAGGGUAAGGGUCUUUCAAAGUUUUAUGAGUCUAGGCAUUUGUCUCUCCUUAAGUGCCAAACACAACUGAAGAUUGAAGGACUGUGGUUUCUGCAAUGAACAUAAACUUCUGGAGUGAAAAGCUAGAUCUCUUAUAAAUUAUAAGAAAAAGGAAAGAAGGGAAGGAGGGAAAAAAAUUGUCUGUUAUUUGUAGAAUUCAGUUACUGGCAAUGGAAUCCCUCUAGGAUUCUAAUUGGGAUUUUGUCUUGGUUUGUUUUCACUUGUGUUUUGAAGUGAAUAUGCUUCAUUAAAAAGUAAAUUUUGUAUUAGCUUCAGCAUUAGUUGGAGUUAAAUAAACUGUGCGUAGCCCAGUGCUUUUGCAGUAAGAGUGGUGUGAAUACUAAACUGGAUUUUGUAAGUCAUGCUAAAUGCUGAGGGGAUACCUAUGUUAAGUAUCACAUUAGGAAUCGGUCAUCUUGUUUUUCAUUCCCCUCCAGAGAGCACUAACUUACCCAGCUUGCAGUUUUAAGACAGUAAAAGCUCACUGUUUGAUCAGUCCUUCUGCACUGAGUCCCCUGUAUGAGACUUAUUUGAAUUUUGGUUAGUUGGAGGAUGUUGGUUGCUAUUAUAUGAAAGUAUUUAACGAGUAGCUCUGUCUGCUGUAAGGGGGAAUAAGACUACAACUUGAAGGGACUUAAAAGCGUUCUCCUUGAAGUGGUGCUUUUUGUAACCUAGAAUGCUGGGGUGCAGAGCUGCUUUUCAGUAUUUCACAAGGGAGUGGUAUACAGAUAGAGAUUUGAAAACCUUUCUCCAGUAUAAUUUGUCACUGGACUCUGACAUGCCUGAAAAUUACGUGAUGUAACACAUAAGUAAAUGUGGUAUUUUUCCUCAUAAAACUGCUUAAUAAAAGUAUUAUACAGCAAUAA